Columba livia (rock pigeon) is the source of this 3281-nucleotide messenger RNA. It is a transcript of the gene SLC15A5, whose product is annotated as solute carrier family 15 member 5. Gene Ontology annotation, biological process: transmembrane transport. The transcript is spliced from 9 exons. The record is from RefSeq and is a predicted model, not a curated record. Lineage: Eukaryota; Metazoa; Chordata; Aves; Columbiformes; Columbidae. Gene Ontology annotation, molecular function: transmembrane transporter activity. Gene Ontology annotation, cellular component: membrane. Bases 127 to 1872 code for a protein of 581 amino acids.
AAUUGUAGUAAUGAAGUGUGGAAUUCAAAGAGAGAGUCUUACCAGUUUGCUAAUUACAGUGGAGGAGGACAGAAGUAUACCUGUAGCUUAAACUGCUCUACUCAGUCAUACUCAAAAAAGACAAGCAUGCCUGGUGCAGACAGAAGAGAGAUGCAAGAGAACCAACUUUUGAACCACACAGCUGACAAGGAGCAAAGACCAUUACCUGUGAGAAGCAACUGUGCUGGAAACCUGUCUCAACGUGAGAAAAAACUCCAAGAGGCUAUUUGUGUGCUGCUGGUGGAGCUGUGUGAGAGAUUCACGUUCUUUGGCAUUGUCUGCAAUAUGAUCCUUUUCUGCACUGUCAAACUUGGCUAUCGCAACUACCAGGCAGCUAUUGUCAAUAUGUGCUUUGUAGGCACCUCCAUGUUAACGCCGGUACUGGUUGGCUGGCUUGCUGAAUACCUGGUGGGGAGGAUCAAGCUUGUGUGCAUCUGCAUGUUUCUACACUUCCUAGGCACAGCCCUAUUACCUGUUGUGGCAUUCCCCUUUGAAGAUAUUUACAUUGACAGACGACAUAUUCUUCAUACACUAACCAAAAGAGAGCAGAAAAUAAUAUUCUACUUUGCACUGCUCACAGCUAGUCUGGGAAUAGGAGGCAUAAGAGCUAUAGUUUGUCCGUUAAGUGCAUACAACCUUGAGGACUGUGGACCAAAGGAACUUCUUUCUUUUUUCAACUGGUUUUACUGGCUGAUUAACUUAAAUUCAGCAGUUGUCUUUGUCACCAUUUCUUAUAUCCAGCAGUCUGUGGCCAAGAACCUUGGUUUUCUUCUCCCAUUUGUGUCCAUGCUUAUGGCUGUGAUCACAAUUCACAUGGUGCGUGGUGAAAUGAUUUACAAACCCAAAACAGACAGUUCCCUGCUGACAACUUUUGGGGUAAUUGCUAGUGCACUGAAAACAUGCUGUGUGCGAUAUCGCUACUUUAGUGGAAGCGUGACAAACUGGCUGGAUCAUGCCAAGGAAAACUAUGGUGGUCAGUACAGUGAGACUCAGGUGGAGAGCACAAAGUCGCUCGCCAGGCUCUUCCCGUUGUUUGCUUUCCAAAUUCUAUACAGAACAUGUAUCAUGCAGAUUCCUUCAGGAUAUUAUCUCCAAACCAUGAAUUCCAACUUGCACUUCAGUGGAUUUCUUUUACCAGUUGCAGCAAUGAAUGUGAUAAGCAUCGUGCCACUACUGAUUCUUGUUCCAAUUUUGCAAUGCAUUAACUCAUAUCUCUUUAGUUCCAAGGACACUGGACAUUCUCCAACAAUUUACAUUGUUGUAGGUCACUUAUUUGCUGCACUUUCUGUGAUGGUUGCUGGCUUCUCCGAAAUACACCGAAAGCACUUCCCUCAGGUGGAGCAAAUGCUUUCCAAGGAGGUUCUCCUGGUCUCCUCCAUGCCUUGCUUCCACCUAGCUCCUCAGUACAUCCUACUGGGAGUGGCUGAAGCUUUGGUAACUCCUUCCUGUUCCUUACUUUCAUUCUGGCUUGUGCCAGAAAGAAUUAGAGGGAUUUCCAUGCAUUUUUUAACUCUCUUUAAUGGAGCUGGCUGCUUUAUGGGAGCUUUCUUUGUUCAGACAGCUCAUGCAGGCACUCAAGGAAACUGGUUUCCACACUUGCUACAUGAAGGUAAAUUGGAGAGAUUCUUCUUCUUCUUGGCUUCCUUAAUGACAGUGAACACCCUGGGGUUCUGGACCGUUGCACACAGAUACAAGAGUCUGAAUCAGGAAUGCACCAAUGAAUUCAGAGGAAGUCUUCCCGAAGAAAAACUUUUGAAGCAUGAAAAAGCCAUCAAGUGUUAUGAUAGUGUUCUGGAACAUUCUCCCAUUUUGUCUCCUAUGGAGAAACCCUGAUAAAAUUUCAGUCUUGUUUACUGGAUUUUGAUUGUGUUACCAACAAGCUUUCUAACACUAGAUUACCUUAUGUGGUUAAAUGGAACUGCCAAUGUAUUUAUGAAUUACCUUAGGAAUAAUAAUGUUAUUUAUAAGUUUACAAAAUAGCUGUCAUCAUAGGAUUUGGUCUUGUAGAAUGCUGCACUGUCAUGAUGCACAUCAAGAACAAUGAGAGCUCACUGCUUGGCAUAGGUGAUGGAGAGAGUCCUUUAAUCUCUGUAGGGAAACAGAUAGGUAUCCACAUGUAUUUGUACUUAGUAAUGGUUCAAAAUUAAUAAACUCAUGUCUCCAUUUGUUUAGCAAAUUACUUUGAAAGUAUCAUUUCAAAAUAAUUUUGGAGGUUGGUAUUGACUGGUUGAUACUUGCAAAGGUGGGAGACUUGCAUGCUGCUCUUGGCUCUGCUACUUAUAUGCUACCCACCUUCAGCAAGUAGCUUUUUAACUUAGUUUCCCCUUCAGUAAAACUGGCACAGCCAUGCUCAGCAUUUUGGCAAAUUGCUUUGAGAUCUAACAAAAAUAUGCUAGAAACUAUAUACCAGUAAUAAAUCCAUAAAGUCUGUCAUGAAACAUUGAUGCUGAGGCAUGUAGUCUCUUAUUUGGCAGAAGCACUAUGAGAUUGGUCAUUCCUAAAGGAUGAUGUACAGAAAAUUGUGAACAGGAGAACUGGAAACUAAAAUUAAUUUACAUAAAAAUUACUAAUUGUAGCCUGAUUGAAGGGGGUGAAAAGAAUUAGGAAGAAGAGGAGUAGGAAAAGCGCAGAUGCAGCUGGAAGUGGAGAAAGGAAUUAUUAGCAAAAUGCAUUCCAUUUUACAGAUGUAAACAGAAUUAAGCACCUCCAAAUUUGUCAGACCUAGGUGUUGUGAGUGAUGCUCAGAUAGCACUUAACUUGUGUUUUUUUGGUGGGUGUUUGUUUGUUUGUUUUGGUGUUUUGGUUUUUUUUUGGGGGGGGGUGUUUUGUUUUUGUUUUAGAGUCAUAUUAUUGAACAGAGAAUGAGGAUAGAAGUGGGGUCUUUAUGUGUUAAGGAAACAUGUUGAACCUGAAAACCAAAGUAACACUUUGAUAUCAAGAAGUAGUAGUCAAGCCAGAACACUUGCUAGGUGUGAGGAGCACUCUACCACAGGAGAAACUACAUGGAAGGAAUAUAAUGCACUGAAGUGACAGAGAGGGUAGUUGGUGAGUUGAAACUAUGAAAGAGGUCAUAAGGGAAAUCACCUCUACACUGUUAACCAUGUUUAAUGCUGCAAUUUGGUGUUGGGCAUUGUGGGAGGGAGAGAAAAAUGUAGUAACUACAUCUAAGAAGGAGGAAGGCAGGCUCUCAGGAGCUUUUAAGUUUGAUCUUGCUACUAUUUAAGAUUAAAAAAAAAAUAAAA